AUGGCAAAAGGGGAGGUGCCAUGGUGCAUUCUAUUCUCCGACGACAUAGUUUUGAUUGAUGAGUCACGAGCCGGUGUUAAAAAGAGAUUGGAAGUUUGGAGACAGACUUUUGAGUCUAAGGGUUUCAAGCUAACCAGAACGAAGACAGAAUACCUCAAGUGUAAGUUCAGCGCUGAUCCGGGGGAAGUGAACAUCGAUGUGAGGCUUGAGUCACAGGUUAUCCCAAGUAGAGGUAGCUUCAAGCACCUUGGUUCGAUUAUCCAUGAGGGAUUGGAGAUCGACGAGGAUGUCGCACACCGUAUUGAGGUAGGAUGGAUAAAGUGGAGGUUAGCAUCUGGAGUCUUGUGUGAUAAGCGAGUGCCAACGAUACUCAGAGAAGAAGCACCACCGGUCGUGAAAAGGCUAUUAGAAGAAUGGUUGACAAACACCUUGAGCAAUAUACUCGAGAAACCCGUUCAGAGGGAUAUCGAAGGCACAAUAAUCGCAAGAACCGUAGUUGUCGCCGAUGAGCCAGAAACUCCACGAACAGGUAACACCCAUACUGUCAUUGAUGCAGGCAACGAUGCACUUGCGACCAUCUUAAAGAAAAUAGAAGAGAUGGAAAAUGAGAACAAAACACUCCUCGAUCAGAUGAGAGAGCAUCAGGAAAGGGUUGAUAAAAUACCAGGUGCUCCGAAGUUACUACCAAAAUGUGAUGUGGGCCGAUUCGUCGAACAACCAUACAAUGAAGGGGCAACUCCCCACUCUAUUCCGAAAACCUUUAAAAUGCCGCCAUAUUUGAAAAUAUAUGAUGGCACCAUGGACCCGGAGGAUCACUUAAUCCACUAUGUUACUGCAGUAAAAGGUAACGAUCUAUCGAAAGAACAGGUGUCGUCACUACUGCUGAAAAAGUUCGGCGAAACUCUAACGAGGGGAGAGUUGACAUGGUAUUCCCAACUACCAGCAUGA
Messenger RNA from Nicotiana tabacum (common tobacco), 948 nucleotides. The record is from RefSeq and is a predicted model, not a curated record. NCBI's taxonomy places the organism in Eukaryota, Viridiplantae, Streptophyta, Magnoliopsida, Solanales, Solanaceae.